Molecule: messenger RNA, 3038 nt
Organism: Eriocheir sinensis (Chinese mitten crab)
Lineage: Eukaryota; Metazoa; Arthropoda; Malacostraca; Decapoda; Varunidae
Exons: 10
Coding region: 726-2804 (692 amino acids)
Biological process (GO): mitotic chromosome condensation; establishment of mitotic spindle localization; mitotic cytokinesis
Cellular component (GO): microtubule; mitotic spindle; nucleolus
Molecular function (GO): microtubule binding
Source: RefSeq, a predicted model, not a curated record
CGCCUGAACAGACUUGUUAUGAUUAGUCUUUGGUUUUGGGGUAGGAGUGCGCGGGAAUACAGACGCGGACCUGGCAAUCCUGAGUCUGCAGUCGUCAGUAGUCUUUACUGCUCUAAACAGCAAACUAUCGUCGGCAAAUAGUCUAGUGGAAUAGUUAGGCGAUGAGAGUGGAAGAUCCUAAUGUAGCCAACGUUCAGGAGGAAAAGAAUUAAGGGGGCCUAGAACGGUGCCUUGUGCACAAGGAGACAAGAACACCCUGAAGAAACAGCUACAGUGCCAGAUGAAGAUCCGUCAAGAAGAACACGUUGAGUCCUGUUAAUAAGAAAUGCAGUGAUCCAGUGAAGAAUAGGUCCUGAAAUACCGUAGUAUUUCAAUUUGUGUCAGUCUUUUGUGCGGGACUUCGUCGAAGGCCUUAGCAAAAGUUCAACAGCGGAAAUACAAAAUUAGCAAAAGCAUUUUUUUUUAAUUACAAGAAAAAGGAAAAUCCAAAAACUGGUUGAACACUCCUUUGCAUGACGAAAACAACACCAGCAGAAUGUGCCGAAACGAACAUGACGUAAGUGAGAGGGUCGCGACCAAUCAGCGUCCAGGAGGCGGCCCGGCGACCAAUCAGCGCGCGGGGCCGCGGAGCCGUGUUUGAACAGUGUUUUUAAACCCAGCCUGGAGGGAAGGGAUGUGCCGCGGCGGAUCUUCUGUACUCCCGAGUGUUUUCCUUGAUCUCAGCCAUGGGGCGGCACGGGUACAGCGAGGAGGAGCUGCUGGCCAAGAAGUACAACGACCUCUUCAAGAUUAGCAAGGCGCUGGGCAUCAAGACGGCCAGGAGACUCAAGACAGAUAAGUUGAUUGAGGCCAUCUUGAAAUGCCAGCGGGAGGAGGUGGCAGAAGCGGCCCUUGCCCAGGAUGCUGAGGCUGUGGUGGAGGCACUGGGGGGCAGCACACAGGAGAAGGAGGAGGAGGAGAUGCUGCUAGAUGUCCCGUUUCCUGAAUGUGGCUCCCAAGAUCCUUUCGACUCCCUUAGUGAUACUACACAGACUUCUAAAGCCUCAGAGGCUCACACUGGACCAGGGACGAGCAAAUCAGCCACUCCAGCUAAAAGACACAAGCGCUCUGGCACUUAUGAUGUGGAGGAGGAGGAAGAUGAGGAGGAGCAGGUGAAGGCUAAGAAGAGGGAACAGGAGAAGGAGGCUGAGACGAGUAAGCAGCAGGAGGAACAAGAGAAGGCUGAAAAGCAGAAGCAGGAGGUAGAACAGGAGCAGAAGGUCAAGAAGAUGGAACUGGUGCAGGGAGCUGAGAAGAGGAAACAGGAGGAGAAAAGAGAGGAGGAGGAGGAAGAGGAAGAAGAAAAAAGGGGUAGGAAGAAGAGACAGAGGUCAUCCACCUUUGAACUCUCUUCCAGCAAUGAUGUCACCCUCCCUAUUGAUGAGAAAGAGACGGAAGACAAUUCAAAGCAGCUGAGCCAGUUGUUGGUGUCGAAGGUCACUGUCAGGGGGUCGCGGCAGCACGGCACAACUGCAGACAAGGGCAAAGACAAGCGAAAGGCCACAACACGCCUGUCACUCACUCCUGCUGCCAAGCGUCGCAGGGAAAGUGUCACAAUCACUCCGUCAGCCCCAGCCCCAGCACUUAGACCCUCACGGAAGUCCCGAGGCACUCCUAUAGGAUCACCGGCGCUCACUAAGGCCACCCCCGCCGCCACCACCUCCACCGCUGCUGUUGCCCCCAAGCCAGUGUUCAACAUCGGCCGUGGGGAUAACAAAGUUACAGAGGGAGAUUCACAGGAGGAUAAACAGGGUGGCAAGGGAGCAGCAUCAGGAAUCCCGCGAUUCCUUUCCUACGCUCGCCGCCUCAAGGUGCCCAACUUUGCACGCAUUCAUAACCAGGCAUUCCAGCGCAUGGAGGGACUUGACGACUACGUGGACAAGCGCAAGGCUCGCAAAGACACCCUCAGCAGCACCGCCAAGAAGCAGCAGCCCAAGGCCAAGGUAUUCCAGCCAAGUGUCACCAGUGUCAAGAGCCUCAACUUUGACUUCAGUGCAGGUUCAAGUGAGGAUUGCAGCAUCAAUGAUGGUGUCCUGCCUGUAGCCCCAAGCCCUUCCAAGCCCCUCAGUGCAGUGCCUCUCCGACCCUCACCCAAAAGUGCAAGGAGAGCCUCCACCAACAUCACAAGUGGUGCCAGGGUACCACAGAGAGCCACCAGACAUUCUGUUAAGCCAGGCAAGCCACAAGUGUCCUUUACCAAGCCAAACAUGACCAGAAAGUCCCCAAGAGUGGUUUCAAAUGCUUCCCCAAAGAACACAAAAGAAGUCUCCCCCAAGGCAACUAAAAAGGCAUCCCCCAAAGCCAUCCCAGGUCACAAGGGGUCACCACAGACAGGCCAGAAGUCUCAGAUAGGCCAAGGGUCAAGGUCAUCACUGAGGCCUGUGUCCAGCAAGAAAGUGUCGACCGUUGGGGUUCCAGUGUUUGGCUUCCAACUCAAGGAGAACCAAAAGCCAGGCAAACAGUCAUUGUCGAACCCCAUGGUAGGGAAGCUGGCACACCCCAGUGAAGUCGCCAGCCCCACUUCUGUCCGCAAGAGGAUGCAGGACUACUCUCAGAGCCUAGCCAGCCGUGGCACAGGCUACGUGCCAUACAAGGGGGCAGUGAAGCCCCUCAAAGACCGCAGUGACCUCAAGAAUUUGGCACAACGGAAGCACAAAGUGAAAUCCAGCAAGGAGAUUCGGGAGGGCCAGAGAGGGAUCCUCAAAGGGGUUCGGCUCAACAAGAGAUUUGAACUCCAAAUGGCUAACAGAGGCAUUGCACUGUAGUGACAGAACAAUCUUGACUCACCUUUGUUGUGCUUGUGUGUGUGUGUGUGUGUGUGUUUGUGUGUGUGCAAGAUUGUGUAUGUGUGUGUGCAUGUUUGAACAAAAGUUUCUUUUUGUAAACUUGCUGUGACUUAGGUGUUUCUUUUGAUCCCUCUACUUAGCAAGUCACUUUCCUCUUUUGACAGUUCAUUACCCCCCCCCCCACUCUCUCUCUCUCUCUCUCUCUCUCUCUCU